This is a messenger RNA of Zingiber officinale, 1185 nucleotides long. Its product is annotated as transcription termination factor MTERF8, chloroplastic-like. The record is from RefSeq and is a predicted model, not a curated record. The transcript has a single exon. NCBI's taxonomy places the organism in Eukaryota, Viridiplantae, Streptophyta, Magnoliopsida, Zingiberales, Zingiberaceae. Gene Ontology annotation, biological process: regulation of DNA-templated transcription; chloroplast organization. Bases 1 to 1185 code for a protein of 394 amino acids. Gene Ontology annotation, cellular component: chloroplast. Gene Ontology annotation, molecular function: double-stranded DNA binding.
AUGAAGAGGCUACUUUACUUCUCCUUCCUCUGCAAAACUGUGUCUUCCAUUCGUUCUCCUCGCUCCCACGAUGCUGCCCUCCUCUUUGCCGUCUUACCUUUCUCGGCCUCUGCCACCGCCGCCGCCGCCUCAUCCACCACUGGGAAGCACAUGUUCAUGGCCCAAUACCUCAUCGACUCAUGUGGCUUCAACCAGGAGAAAGCCACCGAGGCCUCGAAGCUUCUCAAGGGCAUUCAAUCCCGGCAGCAGCCCGACUCCGUCCUUGCUUUCCUCAAAAGUUACGGCUUCGAUGACGCAUCAGUAAAAAAGCUCGUACAUUGCUUCCCCCAAUGUCUUCUUUUGGACUUAGAGAAGGCACUUUCCCCAAGGCUUCGAGCUUUCGAAGAUCUGGGUCUCUCCCCAUCCGACAUCAUCCACCUAGUCAGGUCGAAUCCCUCCACCAUCCAAAUGAAACACGAACGCAUUCGAUCUAAGAUCGAAUUUUGGCAAGGCCUUCUCAGCUCCAAGGAUGCACUGGUGAAGUUGAUCAAGAGAAACCGAGCGAUUCUUACGUUCAGCAUCGAGAAGAAGAUCCAGCCCAACCUUGAGUUGCUUCGGGAAUGUGGCUUGGACGGCCCAAAACUUGCCUUUGUGUUGCGGAAUUGCCCCCUGAUCGUGGCACAGAAUGCUGAUUUUUUGAAGUCCUUGAUCUGUCGUGCUGAGGACUUGGGAGUGCCACGGACAUCGGGGAUGUUCCAUUGCACUCUGUUUGCACUCUUCAAUGUCAGUCCAGAGAAGUUCAAGAUGCAAAUGGAAUUCUUCCAGAGCUUUGGGUGGUCAGAGGACGAUUUUGUUGUGGCAUUCCAGAAAUGUCCUACCUUCCUUCUUGCGUCUUUGACGGUUUUGCAGAGAAAAAUGGAGUUCUUGAUAAAUGAGGCAGGAUAUACUUCUUCUUACAUUGCUAUACGUCCAGUAAUAUUGACACUCAGCUUGGAGAGAAGGUUGAUUCCAAGACAUCGGAUCUUGGCAACUUUGAAGUCUAGGGGGCACUGUGAAAGGGAUUACAAAGUGACAACAUACAUGAUGCUUUCCGAGGCUAAAUUUGUAGAGAAGUACAUUAUCCUCUACAAGGACAGGUAUCCAGAUCUGAGUGAACUCUAUGCUAGUUUAAACCAUACUAAUGGUUCUGAUUCUGGACUUCAAUGA